This is a messenger RNA of Magallana angulata, 5918 nucleotides long. Its product is annotated as peptidyl-glycine alpha-amidating monooxygenase B-like. Gene Ontology annotation, biological process: peptide metabolic process. Gene Ontology annotation, molecular function: protein binding; oxidoreductase activity, acting on paired donors, with incorporation or reduction of molecular oxygen, reduced ascorbate as one donor, and incorporation of one atom of oxygen; copper ion binding. The record is from RefSeq and is a predicted model, not a curated record. The transcript is spliced from 22 exons. Gene Ontology annotation, cellular component: membrane; extracellular region. Bases 234 to 3209 code for a protein of 991 amino acids. Lineage: Eukaryota; Metazoa; Mollusca; Bivalvia; Ostreida; Ostreidae.
CCUCGAUCUACGCCGGCCUAGGAAGUGAUAACACGGCUAUCUACACACAGAUUGUUCAACGGGAUAAAAAUUAUAUAUUCAAUUGUUGAAAUAUCUGGCUGGUGCAAUAACUUCGGAAUAUAUUUGAAAUAUAAUGAGGAAACUUUGGUAGUGAGGUUGUAAUGCAAGUGUGAUAGCGAGUGAAAUGGACUGACUAGCUGGAGCCUGUGUGUUGUCCUUGACAUCAGCUCACCAUGACUACCAUGACAUUGUUUCGUAGUGUAACCUUGACCCUUGUGGUCUGGAUUAUCUUUGUGUGUUCUGUUGUAAAAUCACAAACUCUGACACAAAAGUUGGAUUUAUUAAUGAGAAAUGCAUCUGUAACUAUGAAUGAUGAAUACCUGUGCAGCAGUUAUAAACUACCUGCUAAUGAUCAAUAUAUAGUGCAAUAUGAAGCUUUAGCCAAUGCAGGGACUGCCCACCAUAUUCUGUUGUUUGGUUGUGAUGAACCUGCCAGUUCAGAAGACUACUGGCAUUGCGGGCGACUGUGUAAAUCACAAGAACAAAUUUUAUUUGCAUGGGCCAAGAAUGCCCCUCGUCUUAAUCUACCGAAAGAUGUGGGAUUCCAUGUUGGGGGACAGACCAGCAUUAAGUACAUCGUCAUCCAGGUCCACUAUGUCAAUCCUCUCCCACCGGGAUCCUUGGACACCUCAGGAAUACGACUCUCCAUGACCUCUCUCAGACAGAGGUACGAGGCGGGAAUCUAUCUAUUGUUGGCGUACUCUGUACGAAUUCCCAGCAACAGUGUCAACGUUUUUGCAGACAUAUCAUGCCAGUUUAAGGCCAGUGGACCAAUUUAUCCGUUUGGAUUUAGAACACAUGCCCACAGUUUAGGGACUGUCAUAUCUGGCUAUCAGGUCAAUAACACAUACAAUCUAAUCGGCAAGGGGAAUCCCCAGUGGCCACAAGCCUUCUAUCCAGUGGAGAACAAAGUUGUCAUCCAGAGAGACGACUACUUGGUUGGGCGAUGUACAUAUAACUCCACAGGUAGAAACAGAACAACCUAUAUAGGGGCCUCCCACAAUGAUGAGAUGUGUAACUUCUACAUCAUGUACUACGCUGACAGAAACACGCGGCUCCAGUACCACUCCUGCGCAGGCAACAACAACCCAAGGCUGAUUCAGAAGCUGCCAGCUUACUCCUACCAACAGCUGCCUCCUAACCCUUUACUGGAGAUGGCUGCCCAUGGCCCCAGCGGUCACAUGGGAGACCCCGAGGGUCACAGUCCUAGCCCUAUAGUGACUGCUGCCCCUGUUACCAUGGCACCCACACCAGCUCCUACACAGGCCCCGACUAAACCCACCACAAGGAAACCAGAAACAGGUAAUAGUCAAGUGUAUUUGUCUGAUGAUAUGCCGUGGGAUUUUACUCGACAGGAAAGGGAGGGGCAAGGGGUAUACCCCAGGGAUUACGCUCCGGAUUAUUCUGAGUUUUACGAUGAGGUUGAAAGUCAAAGGGGAAGGAAAAAGUACCCAAAGCAGGACUAUGGUCGCCAUAGAUACAACCAGCAGGACUAUGAUGAUUACUAUGACUCGGGUCUGGGUCAGAAUCAAAACACAGGUCGGGAUGGGCGGUAUCAGGGGAGUUCAAGGACAAACAACAACCACAGUGGUCAAGGUCAAGUAUUUAACAGGAAUAGAAACCGGGUGGGAGGUCGGAGACGCCCACACAAACACAAGGACAAUCCAUACCAACCAGACAACUCCCUGUUUAAGGAGGCUUACGCAGUCAGCUUGGAGAAGGGGCAGUCUACAGUGGGCCCCCCUGUCCUGACCCCCGGUCACACCACACCAAGGAGUAAACCCCCCAGAAAACCCCACAUGACCCACCUAAUGGACUUUGAGUCGGACUUUGGAGGGUCGUCAAGCGGGGGAAGUCCCACCCCUGGGUCCGAGGUCGUGAUUGGUCAAGUUGGGGGUGUGGCUACAGACAAGCAGGGAAAUGUCUAUGUGUUCCACCGUGGCGAGAGGGUCUGGAACGGGCUAUCCUUUGACCAGUAUCAUGUGUUUCAACAGAAGAACAGACCUAUCAAGGCCAGCUGUAUCGUGGUGUAUAACUCGGCUGGGCAGGUCAUUCGACAGUUUGGCAAGGACAUGUUUUUCAUGCCCCACGGGAUAAGUGUGGACGACAAACUGAAUGUGUGGGUGACAGAUGUUGGACUGCACCAGGUCAUGAGGUUCCCACCAAAUAGUGACCAGACUGAUUUAGUCCUGGGCCAGAGGUUCCAGCCAGGAAAGGGGGAUAACUUGUUCUGUAAACCUACUGAUGUAGAGGUUUUGUCAACAGGGGAAUUUUUCAUUAGUGAUGGAUACUGCAAUUCUCGCAUUCUGAAAUAUGACAAGGCGGGAACGUUGAUCAGAGAGUUUGGCUCCAGCAGUAUAGCUACAUUUGGUACAGCCGAGCCUGGUUCGGGGACCUUCAAUGUUCCCCACAGUAUGACCUUGGCUGAGGACAAGGGCCUCCUCUGUGUGGCUGACCGGGAGAACGGCAGGAUUCAGUGCUUCGACCUGGAUGGUAACUUCCAGCUGAUGAUCCACUCCCCCGAAUUUGGUGACCGGAUAUUUGCAGUAUCCUACUGCCGGCUGCAUGGAGGUCUUUUAUUCGCCGUCAAUGGACCGUCGUUAUCAGGAACGCCCCCAGUGCAGGGAUUUAUCAUAGACAUCAACGACGGUCAACUGAUCGAAACUUGGAACGCUAAACCUGGACUGAGACAGCCCCAUGACAUUGAGGUGGAUCCCGUUAAUCUACGUGUGUACGUGGGGGAACUGGACCCCACCAAGGUCUGGAGGUUCGACAUGAAGGCCGAUGAUGGAACAGGAGGGAGGGGGAACAUUAUACACAGUGGCACCACCCCAUCUAGUUCUGGAACCACGAUCAACGCCACAUUUGUGGACACCCAAGAAACGAACAAGAAGUCGCUGACUCAGGAGGAGGAGAUAAUGCCGGCGAUCAUCAUCGGGGCACUUCUGGUCAUCCCGAUCAUCAUCAUCAUCGUCAUUGUCAUCGUCAUCAGAAUCUACAAAAAAGAACAAAAAUCUGCACAUCAUAGCGUUAAUCCUGCAGAGCGUAUUCAGGCCAACACGAUUGUUGCGGACGACAUCGAUCACGGCCCAGGAAGAAAUUUAACAUUGGUAACUUCCUCACUCCACACCGAGGAUUCGACCGACUGAGUCAGGAGGGCAGCGACACAGAAUUUGAUCCGCUCAACGACGACUCCGACGAAGAGGAGGAGUAUUCCAUCACGCGAAAGGCUUGAAGAUAAGACUAGAGGGUCGUAAGGUGUGGGAGGCUCGGAAUCUCAGCUUCUCCUUGCCCUAUAGAUAACAAGUUGUGAUAUCAUGUAGAAUUUUUGUUGUUUUCUGUGAUGAAUUGUUUUGAUUGAGAAGUAUGUACUUAUUUUAUAGCCUAGAUGAUAAAAGAACAAAAAUAUGAAAACAUGCUUUUUAUAUGACAUGAAAUCCAUGCUCUCAAUGGUCCUUCAGUGCCAGGGUAAUGAUAUUGUAAGGGGGGGGGGCAUAAAUAAAUUAGGUUACACGAUGCCUGUUAAAUCUAAGAAGCAGAGGGGAGGGUACAUGUGUUAUACACACCAGCUGUGUCAGUAUUUUAAUGUCAGAUAGGGGAAGACUUUCAGUGUUGUCACAUUUAGGGAAGGGUAUUGAUGUAAUGAUGUAAAGGGGGGGGGGGGGGGGGGUAUGUCAUUCAAGUGACGUAGUUUGAGAGGGGGCGUAAUAGCUUACAGUUUCUGUGCGUCCUUCACAGGUGUCCAGUUAUUGGGAUCCCCAUUAGGAAUUACCUCAUUAAACCUGUGAAGUGUUGGCCUAGUCUUGGCUAUCAGCCCUACUUUUAUUUCUGUUCUAUGCAUGCAUUUUAUAGCCAUUUUAUGAACUGUUUAUGACCAAUUGGGGUUUAUUAUUCCCUUUGGCUUCCUUUUUUGUUUUGUAAUUUAAUAGAACAAUAUUAUAUUUUGUUCAUAGCAAAUAAUGUUUUAAAUCAAUGGGUAUUUGAUGAUGUCGUGUACUUUAAAGGCAUUUAUUUGAUUUUUUACAACACUCUGAAAUGCAUUAUGGUCUCAUGUCUGUUAUUUUCAGAGCUGGCUAUAUUAUCAACAUCUUUUUAUACAUGUAUUUUCUUCAUACAAGACAGAAUUUUAUUAAUGAUAUGUUGAUAAUUGAAUUUGUAUAAUUUAUAUUACUUCGUUUUAAUUUAUUUCAUAUAUACAGAUAUUUUUCCUUUAUAUAAUUGUUAUUUUACUAGUCACAUACCUUAUCUUGUAGAAAAAUCUGUGAUGGGAAAGAUUCAUUAUAAAAUGAGCAUGGCAAUGUUGUAACAUGUAAGGUCAAGGACAUUGAAGUUAAUCUAUAAGGUCAAGGUCAUUCAUUUAAACCUUGAUCUUUACAAGAGUUACAAGGCAUAAAAAAAUCAGUUUUCAUCAAACUUUUAUGAAAUAUUUUAACAAAGUAAAGUUUGAUGUACCCAUUUAAUUCUCUAUUGAUAUUUUGCGGGUUCUAUCCAUUUUCAAUAUAUUUUGUUUAAUGCGUUACAGAAGUAUUACAGAGAAAUAAUUAUUAUUCUCAGAGACUGUGUAUAUUUACUGUACUAGUAUAUAUCAUCAACACGUACUUGUGGUCAAAAGUUAGAGAGACUAAGAUUUAGUCAGUGUUACAUGUGUUCUGUUGUCAUGGUAGCGGUCUUCAAUGUAUUUGUUGUUAUUUAAUUUAUUAACUCUCUGAAGAAACAAGUUUGACAGAUUAUUUUUAUAUAAGACAGGAGCAUCUUCCCUGAUUUGAUGAGGCUGUAGGCAGUCACCGAAGGUAGCUGUCCAGCCUCAGUUAUACAUGUAUUGUGUUAACCCCUUGUGUAGGAAUAUAUGUCAUUACUGUAUAUUAUGCAUCUAAACUUAGUUCAUUUCUCUGUAUUUAUUUGUUCUGUAUACAGUUUAUACACAGGUACAGUGUGCAAUGGACUGUAAUAAGUCUUGUUCAUAUAGGUGUACCAUGAACUGUUCUUAAACUUUUCUGUACAUAUAGUAAUAUUGUCUUCAGUUUUACAUACAUACAGAAUGUACCAUAUGUACGGACCGCUCUUACACUUCUGUGUACAUUGUGCAAUCUUUUAUACAGUAACAUUUUGCAAUGGACGACUUGGCAAUCUUUGGUUUGGGACAUUAACCACAUCAUGCUUUCUACUCUGGAGUUGUUUAACACUGUGGAGAUUUCUCACACAAGAAACAGUUACCUUAUUCUGUUCACCGGGCUCCAACCUCUCCUACUGCCAUGUUGUACAGAUAUCUUCUAUUAGUCUCACACAGUCUGUCCUUGUGUGCCAGUAUGGGACCGUUCAGAACAGAUCUUAAUUUAUUGUUUAGUUAUAUGUAUCUCAUGUUAAUUAUUUUGUUACUUCUAUCAUUGUAUUGUUUCCUGCAAUCCAUCUGGAUUGGGGGAUCUUGUUGCCAAAGUAGAGCUCUGGGCCUGUGGUUCACUAGAGCUGUGGGCCUGUGGUUCACUAGAGCUCUGGGCCUGUGGUUCACUAGAGCUCUGGGCCUGUGGUUCAAUAGAGCUCUGGGCUUGUGGUUCACUAGAGCUCUGGGCCUGUGGUUCACUAGAGCUCUGGGCCUUUGGUUCACUAUAGCUGUGGGCCUGUGGUUCAAUAGAGCUGUGGGCCUGUGGUUCAAUAGAGAUCUGGGCCUGUGAUUCAAUAGAGAUCUGGGCCUGUGAUUCAAUAGAGCUCUGGGCCUGUGGUUCAAUAGAGCUGUGGGCCUAUGGUUCACUAGAGCUGUGAGCCUGUGAUUCACUAGGGCUCUGGGGCUCUGGUUCUGUCUCCUGCUACCAUUCCAUUCAGUGGUGUUGUCUGAUCAUCAAUAAACCAGCCUAAUAUAUAAA